This is a messenger RNA of Drosophila gunungcola (fruit fly), 600 nucleotides long. RefSeq lists its product as uncharacterized. The coding region runs from base 1 to 600 and encodes 199 amino acids. The record is from RefSeq and is a predicted model, not a curated record. Lineage: Eukaryota; Metazoa; Arthropoda; Insecta; Diptera; Drosophilidae. The transcript has 2 exons.
AUGUUGUCUAAACUAGUUACAUGUAUUUUCUGCAUCGCAGUCCUCAUCUUCAUUUCUGACUUCAAUGAUGCAGUCGUCUUCAAGUUUACAAAUUUUGUCUGCAAAAGUCACAAUCAGUCGUGGUUUGUGUUCCAUUAUUGUCGUCUUAAGGCUAUCAGUCGUGAUAGGGUCAUCCUCAACGUGAACGGAACUGUUCUCUACCCGGCGUAUGAUAUACAGAUUCAUGCGAAGAUUUUCAAAAAGGCAAGCGAAUUUAAGCCUUGGUUACUGGACGCAAAUAUCGACGGAUGUCGGUAUAUGCGAAAAAACUACAAUCCCUUUUUAGGCAUAGUCUUCAGUCUGUUCCAAGAUUUCUCCAAUAUAAACCACACGUGUCCAUAUGUUGUAAGUAUUAAAAUGCGCUUAAAUCCUCAAAUUUACAUGCCACCAUUACAGGGUCUACAAACUGUGAAGGAUUUUUAUCUAAGGCCCGAUAGAUUGAAGUUGCCGUUUCCAUCCGGAGAGUACAUGUUGACUCUACAGUGGUUCUUCGACAAGAAACCCCAAUUCGAUACAAACGUUACAUUUACUUAUAUGGAGGACCUGCUCAAGAGAAAUUAA